GGAGAGUUUCUGCUUCGACUUUCUGCUUUCCUAUACAGACUCUAGAGAUUGUCUCCCGGUCCAUCUAUUGACUGUCUUUACUCUCUCCCUCGCUGCUGGUCAGUCGCUAGUCUGCUCAUCGCUCCGCAUCGUUUCACUCCAUCAUCCCCUGUUCCGCCGGUCCACCCAGGCUGACACCGCCCCCAUCUCCUCCCCGCCGCCAACUGUCCUCCCCUUCCAACUGAACUUCUCCCCUUUCUUCCCCCUCUCUAUGCCGUUGCGGUAGUUGUUUCUCUCUUGACUUUCUCUGGCCCCCCGCGAGGGUCGCCAUUCGCCAUGUCUGCCUACACCAAUUCUCAACCCUACCAGAGCCACUCGGCUUCCCAUCGACCCGUGCCCACCUACAACCCCGUUGCUGCCGUCACAGCUCCUGCGGGCACCCUGCUGCCCGGCACCAAGAUCCAGGUGGGUAGCCAUCGAGUGGUCGUGGAAAAAUACCUGUCCGAAGGUGGCUUCGCCCAUGUCUACGUCGUGCGGUUGCCCAACCCCGUCGAUGGCUCCGACAGGACCGUCCUCAAGCGCGUGGCGGUCCCUGACAAGGCCGCCCUGGCCAACAUGCGCACCGAGGUCGAGACCAUGAAACGGCUCAAGGGGCACCGCCACAUCGUCAAAUACAUCGACUCCCACGCCUCGCAGCUGCGCGGCGGUGGCUACGAGGUCUUUCUGCUGAUGGAAUACUGCUCCGGUGGGGGUCUGAUCGAUUUCAUGAACACCCGACUGCAGAAUCGCCUGACCGAGCCGGAGAUCGUCAAGAUCUUCGCGGAUGUUGCCGAGGGCGUCGCCUGUAUGCACUACCUCAAACCCCCGUUGCUGCAUCGGGACCUCAAGGUGGAGAACGUCCUGAUCUCCCGCCACGGGGGUACCACCUACUAUAAGCUCUGCGAUUUCGGGUCCGCGGCGCCCCCGCGGCCGGCUGCCACGUCGGCCGCUGAAGGUCGUCUGAUCGAGGAUGACGUUCAGCGCCACACGACGUUACAGUAUCGCAGUCCUGAGAUGAUCGACGUCUACCGCAGGCAACCCAUUGACGAGAAGAGUGAUAUCUGGGCGCUGGGGGUUCUUCUCUACAAGCUGUGCUACUACACCACCCCGUUCGAGGAGGUUGGCCAGAUGGCGAUCCUGAAUGCCAGUUACAAAUUCCCCAACUAUCCGGUGUUCUCGGAUCGUCUGCGGAUGUUGAUUUCGUGGAUGUUGAAGGAAAACCCGCAAAAACGGCCGAAUAUCUAUGAAGUCUUGCGCGAAGCUUGUCACAUGCAAGGAAGGGAGGUCCCUAUCAAAGACAUCUAUGCCCACCGCUCCAAAUCAGAGGCCCGUCGGUACCAAGAACUCCCCUCCCCGACGGACAAACCGCAGGUGGGAGCAACUUUCUCCCCGCCGGUCCAAGAAACCCAUAUCAUCCCCGAAAUCGCCCCGAUGCGGCGGGGUCGUCCCACCCGUCCCAGCGACUCGCAGCAACCCUCGGCUCAUGCCACCCCGUCUCCCUACCGUGGCUCCGCCGACCCCUUUGCGGUCUUGGACGGCGGCAACAAGUCGCGCAACUCCACCGACGAGUUCACCAACCGGUUCCCGUCGUUGGACCAGUUUGACAUCCUGCACGAGAAAGGGGACAAGUUUGAAUUUGACGCCACCGUGGCGGAAUCCAAGGACGAUGACGGACUGUCGCAGCGCCUCACCAACGCCCUGGCCGAUGACGCCUUUGCCAGGCACCCGGUCUCGGGCCGGGAAUCCGAGGCCCCGGUCCAUAGGCGCCGUCAGCCAUCCCCAGCGAAGAAGCGCCCCGAGGAGUCGCGCGAGGAACCCUCGCGGUCUGCAGUCCCCCUCUACCAACCUGUGCCGCACAAGCCCGCGAUGGUGUCGACCGGCACCAUGACUUCCCCGCCGGAGACGCCGCCUGCCCUGCCGGAGUCCCAUCCCCGCAGUCGGCCGAUCUUCCGGUUCGCCUCGUCGGACAGCCAGCGGCGACCGGCGAGCCAGCAGUGGGCUGCCGAGGAAGAGGAGGAAGAGGUGCGGCCACCCCUUCCAGCGCGAGUGCCGUCGUCGCGCCUCGAGCCCCUCCCGCGGAAGUCGGCGGAGGGGUUGUCGAAUCUCCCGGCCUCCACGCGACCGUCGUUUGAAGCGCUGCGGCCCUCGGCGCGGGAUCUCGAUGACCAUGUCGGCCGGUCCAAGUCGGCGAACAGUGGUACGUCACGGCCGGUCUCCAUGCAGGCGGGCCCCCGGCUGGAGAUGCCUCGGGCGUCGGAUAGCGCACGCUCGUCCCUGGACCGCCCGCGGUCGCCGUACGAGAUCGGGGAGCCGCGAGCGGAGACUGAGCGGGCCAACAUGUCGGACAUUGAGUACUUGCGGGCACGGGAGGAGGAGGAGUCCAAUCGCAAGCGCGAGAAGCGGCACAGCGCCAACUCCAAACACGCCAAGCGGUCCAGCCUCUCGACCCUGUCCCUCGCCAACACCAAGACGAUCUUCGCCGGACGAUUCGGCGACGCCUUCCGCCGUUUCGAGCAGACCGACGGCAAGGCGCAGUCGCCGGCGGGCGAGGAACCACCCCCGAAAUACCCGGUGACGGUGAACACCGAGGAGGUGACAACGGUGACCGCCCCGGGCGGCCCCCUCACCGACGACUACGACGAGGACGACGACGAUGACACCGACAUCUCGCCCGAGAUGCGCCGCGAGCUAGAACGCCGGCGGCUCUCGCAGGAGGAAAAGCGCGUGGCCCAAGCGGCAGCCGAAUACCGCCGGCAGGUAGCCGAAGGCGGCGCAGUCACGCGGGAUCCCUCGUCGCGCUCAUCCGCCAUCCAAAACCGCGUGCAGUCUCUCCUCAGCGAGGGCCACAAGCCCCCGCCGCCUCCCAAGACCGCCACCGGAUACGGACGGUUCACGGAGGAGUCGACCCCGGUCCCGCACCCGGCUUUGCAGGCAAAGCCCACCUCGCACCCCUCCACCGCCGCCGACCCCCGCAUCCACACCCGCAGCGCCCUCCCAUUCUACACCUCCACCUCCACCACCUCCCCCUCCUCCCACCGAGGCCCUGGCACAAGCGCAGCAGACACCAUCUCCACCCUCCCCGACCGCUGGGAAGGCCCACCCCUCCUCCCGCGGCAGGAAACCGCCACAACGCAACGCACAGGCUCCUCCGCCUCGCGCCCGCCCGCCCCGCCCAAACCCAAGAACCUGCGCUCCGACCAGCCCACCAGCCGCGACAAGGACGACGCCGUCGACAACGUCGAUGACAAUGACAACAACCCGGGCGAUAGCCCCUGGGAAGCGAAUUUUAGUCGACGAUUCCCCAGCCUGGCGGGGCUGGAGAUGGUGGAGACGGAGAUUGAGAUUCCGCGGAUGGCGAGUCUCAGGACGAAGGAGGUCUAA
Molecule: messenger RNA, 3399 nt
Organism: Aspergillus campestris IBT 28561
Lineage: Eukaryota; Fungi; Ascomycota; Eurotiomycetes; Eurotiales; Aspergillaceae
Product: putative serine/threonine protein kinase
Exons: 3
Coding region: 316-3399 (1027 amino acids)
Biological process (GO): protein autophosphorylation; actin filament organization; actin cortical patch assembly
Cellular component (GO): cytoplasm
Molecular function (GO): protein serine/threonine kinase activity; ATP binding
Source: RefSeq, a predicted model, not a curated record